Ctenocephalides felis (cat flea) is the source of this 1930-nucleotide messenger RNA. RefSeq names its product calcium/calmodulin-dependent protein kinase type IV-like. Lineage: Eukaryota; Metazoa; Arthropoda; Insecta; Siphonaptera; Pulicidae. The transcript is spliced from 8 exons. Gene Ontology annotation, biological process: positive regulation of apoptotic process; intracellular signal transduction; protein phosphorylation. Gene Ontology annotation, cellular component: nucleus. The record is from RefSeq and is a predicted model, not a curated record. Bases 122 to 1930 code for a protein of 602 amino acids. Gene Ontology annotation, molecular function: ATP binding; protein serine/threonine kinase activity.
UAGAGGAAAGUUUGCUUCAGUCCGCCGCCUCGUUCACAAAACUAGUGGUGUACCGUUCGCAGGAAAAUUCAUCCGGCGCAGGCGCCGCGCUGCAGAUACCAGUAGGGAGAUCGGUCACGAGAUGGCGGUGCUGGACCUGUGUUCUGGAUCGGAACGCGUAGUGCGGCUCGUCGAAGUAUAUGAAACCAGGGCAGAAGUCGCUCUGGUUUUGGAAUUGGCUACUGGAGGUGAGCUGCAGCAUCUUUUAGAUGAAGAGGAGCAUUUGAGUGAAGUGGAUGCUCGUAGGGCUCUGCGACACACUCUUCGGGGUCUUAGAGACCUUCAUGCACACAACAUAGCUCAUUUGGAUUUAAAACCACAGAACUUAUUAGUAUGCAAAGGGGAAGACAGUGGUGACAAUAAAGCAAACACUCUGGGUGAUGUUAAACUGUGUGAUUUUGGAAUAUCUCGACUGAUCCAACCUGGUGUCGAAGUCAGAGAAAUUAUGGGUACUCCUGAUUAUGUCGCUCCCGAAGUGCUCCAAUAUGAACGUCUCUCCUUGGCUACGGAUAUCUGGUCUGUCGGUGUUUUGACUUAUGUCCUUUUAUCAGGUUUCUCACCAUUUGCUGGUGACAGCAAACAGGAAACCUAUCUUAACAUCACACAGAAUGAAUUGGCGUUUCCUCAAGAUCUGUUUCAAGACGUUUCGGAAACUGCCAAAGACUUUGUCAGGAGCUGUCUCGUUUUACACCCGGGAUCAAGGCCUACGGUCGAACAAUGCCUGGAUCAUCCUUGGUUGAUCGAAACUUCGAAUAUAGAGAUCGAAAAACCCUUGGCAAAAUCAACGUCCGAGGAAACUUUACAGAACGAUUCAACCCGAGCGAAGACACCACAAAUAAUAACAAAAGCAUCUGUCUACAUAUCUUUUCCUGAUGCGCCAACUACACCAAAGGUGUCUCGAAAGAGCCAUCUAGCGCUGCACACCUCCAACACCGUUCUGAGCUUGUGCAAAAAGUUCCAACAAGACAACACGGAUGGCGAGGAGGAUAAACAGACUGAAAAUGAUAAAAACGAUGAAGGGAAUGAAGAGAAUAUUAAUUUGGAACUGAAAAUGAGUGAAAGAGCUUCCACAAUUGCUAGCAUAGCUCGUUGCUUUGGCGUUGAAGAAAGUGAAUUAGCUUCUCUUUUGGAUUCUGCCGAUAAUUUUACAUUUUUAUCAUCUAAUAAUAACUUAGAGAAGGACUCUGAUGUUAUUGCAGCAUUUCCAUCUACAGAAGUAUGUAAUGAACCAGAUGAGGUGAAAAUAUUUUCUGAGUUACAAGAAAAGUUUACUGAAAUAUGUCCAGAUUAUGCUGACGAAGUAAUGCUGAACACUAGAUCAAAGGCACUUGAAUUUGCAGCAAAAGUAUUUCAUGAAAUUGGAUUUGUCGGCAAAAAUAUGAACAAAUACACUAACCUCUUUAGUUGUAAGUUCUGCUUUCCAAAUGAGGGCGAUAAAGGUGCAAAGCAAGCUAGGUUAUUAGCUUUAUGUACUUUUAACAAGGUUGCUGAGGUUAAGUAUUACGAUAAUAAGACAAUAAUGCUCACACCUCUUGCUCAAGCUUUAUUUUCAAAAGAUGAUAUUCCUAAAAUAGCAUCUGCUUUGAAUGCUAAUGUCACUGAUGUUAUUAAGACAAUAAACUGUAGUGCGCAAGCAGGAGGACAUGUUCUAUUAGAAUUUGAACUGCACUGUUCGAUAGUUUGCUAUUUAGUUUUUACCAAGAAUAUUGAAGAUAAGAAAGUGAAAUUUAAUUUCAUUGAUUCGAUGAUGAAGCAAUAUGUUGCAGCAGAUAAACCAUUCCUGGAAGAUAAGUUUAGGGUGUACUGUGGAUAUGCACUUGAUGUUAUUGCGAUACGUUUAGCUUACGAUUUAACAAAUGAGGUGACAAAAAGGCUGAUGAAGGAUAACUGA